Messenger RNA from Chiloscyllium plagiosum (whitespotted bambooshark), 3661 nucleotides. The record is from RefSeq and is a predicted model, not a curated record. NCBI's taxonomy places the organism in Eukaryota, Metazoa, Chordata, Chondrichthyes, Orectolobiformes, Hemiscylliidae.
CUGAUAUCUGUCUCUUAGUCAACACCAGAUGAUCUAAUCAUCCUGCCGUGGCUGUCUGGUGGGAUCUUGCUGUGCGCUAAUUGUCUCUCACCUAUCUAUCCACACGGUAAAAUGCUUCAGUGGCUGUGAAAGCGCGUUGGAUUUGGUAAACGGCUGCACGCAAAUACCACUCUUUCUACAUCCACUCCUGAUUUUCAUUCCGCAGCCCGUUCGUAAUCCGCUCCGGCUAUUACUCCGUACCUUCCCACAUCGUAACAGACUCCGCUCAGGCUGAGGACGGAGCUCCAAGCCAACUGCAGUCAUCCUUUCCCGGUAGAAGGGUCCUUCACGCUGCCUGUGUGUGUGUGAGAGAGAGACAGAGAUGGCUCAGCACCAAGGAAAGGGACCCGGACAUGCCCUUGCUGCCUCCCUCCCCUCACUCUGAGGUCUGAGAGCGCCGGCACAGAGACAGGGAGCGGUGGGAAAGAGGGGGGAAAAAGCGCAUUGACACGCAUCUUGGAUGUGAGCCCUGGGCCAGCGGAGACUGAUGUAGCCCGGAGGACACACGGGCUGUCGCUCUCUGGGGCAGGCUGAACCGGCGGGCCAUGUGAAACUGGCGAGGGCACUGUCAGCGGCCCCCGCUACAGCACCGCCGGCUGCUUGGCAAUCCCAGCCCGCAGCUCGCAGGUCAGUUUCACUCCCCGGGACUUGUCACUUUCAAACCGGAGGGUUACAUUUCAGGAAUGUGCAGGACAGGUUCCAGCUCCGGAUUCUUGGACCGUAAACUAAAACAGCAAAACCGUCACCUUCCUCGAUUUCCCUCUCCAUUCCCUCCCUCAGUGUGCUGCCCUGGGCUCCUGGUUUGAAUUUUUUUUUCUCCCCUUCUUCUUGAAAGAAACAAUCUCACCUUUUACCGGUGGGAGAAGACUAGCCGACACAAAUCUUCGCUGAGAUCUUUUGUUUUGCCACCUGUGACCAGCAGAUACAAGUCCACCGGUUUAGGAUUGUUUGCUCCGAGUUAGUUGACAGUGAUUUGAUUUUUGGUUUCCUUUCCCUCCCUCCUCUCCCCUUCCCUCCCUCCUUCUCCCCCUCCCUCCCUCCCACCCUCCUCUCUCUCUCCCUCCCUCUCUCCUUCCCUCCCUCCCUCUCUGGCUGUCAGACUCCAAUAUCAGGAAGAUGGAAAGGGUCCCGAUGUGAGAACGGGGCGCCUGUAUCACACAGACCCCGAGACUGCCCGGUUUGGAUCCGCUGCUGGGUAUCCCCGCCGCUUUACCGCCCGCCAGCGAAGCUGGGACCGGCUUCCAGGGGCGGCCACUUGUAUUACCUGCUGUCUCCCCUCACCUCCACCCUCCAAGGUCCCCGAUGGCUUCUCUCCGCAGGGUGAAAGGACUGCUGAUUCUCAACCUGGUGGCGGUGGUGGGCUUCCUGCUAUUCCUGGCCCGCUGCAGGGUCCCUCUCAAGGGCCGGGAGUUGGUACAUGCGGCGCAGGGAAGAAGCGAACCUUCCAAUCUGACAUCCCGGGGCUCGCCUCCCGGCCAACAGGCGGUGCUGAAAAGGCUCUCUCUCCUGGAGGACAUCGUCUACCGCCAGCUGAAUGACUCCCACUUAGGCUUAUCAAAAUCUCUUGGACUGAUUGAAGGCUUUGGAGGACGUGGACAGGGAGGAUUGCCAGCUACACUCACUAAUGAAGAAGAAGGAGAAGCUGCAGGAGCCUAUGAAAAGUAUGGAUACAAUACGUAUCUGAGUAACAAGAUUUCACUGGAUCGAUCUAUCCCAGACUAUCGACCAACUAGAUGCAAAGAAUUGAGCUACCCCAAGAACCUUCCACAGAUUUCCCUCAUUUUUAUCUUUGUGAAUGAAGCUUUGUCUGUUAUCCUUCGCUCUGUGCACAGUGCAGUGAAUCACACGCCAGCCCAUCUACUCAAAGAGAUUAUCCUUGUAGAUGACAACAGUGAUGAUGAAGAACUGAAGGCCCCAUUGGAAGAAUAUGUUCACAAACGCUACCCUGGUCUGGUUAAGGUAGUACGGAAUGAAAAGCGUGAAGGCCUGAUCCGAGCCCGAGUGCAGGGAUGGAAAGCUGCGACAGCAUUGAUCACAGGAUUCUUUGAUGCUCAUGUGGAGUUUAGUGCAGGAUGGGUUGAACCGGUGCUGGCCAGAAUUAAAGAUGACAGGAAGCGAAUUAUCCUUCCUUCUAUUGACAACAUCAAGCACAAAACAUUUGAGGUUCAGCGUUAUGAGAACUGUGCCCAUGGUUACACCUGGGAGCUCUGGUGUAUGUACAUUAGCCCUCCUAAAGAAUGGUGGGAUACAGCAGACCCUACAUUGCCUAUCAGGACACCCGCCAUGAUUGGAUGUUCAUUUGUGGUGAAUAGAUUGUUCUUUGGUGAGAUUGGCCUUUUGGACUCUGGAAUGGACGUUUAUGGUGGAGAAAACAUAGAACUGGGGAUUAAGGUCUGGCUAUGUGGUGGAAGUAUGGAAGUGCUACCAUGUUCUAGGGUGGCUCACAUAGAACGCAUGAAGAAACCAUACAACAAUGAUAUUGGAUUCUACACAAAGAGGAAUUCACUCCGAGUGGCUGAAGUAUGGAUGGAUGAUUACAAGUCCCAUGUUUAUAUUGCAUGGAAUAUCCCCAUGCAUAAUCCAGGGAUCGAUAUUGGUGACAUUUCGGAAAGAGUAGCAUUGAGAAAGAACCUUAAAUGUAAGAAUUUCCAGUGGUAUCUGGACAAUGUAUACCCAGAGAUGAGAAGAUAUAACAACACAGUGGCCUAUGGCGAGGUGCAUAACAAUAAGGCAAAAGACUUUUGCCUAGAUCAAGGUCCACCAGAAAACCACACAGCCAUUAUUUAUCCAUGUCAUGGGAUGUCCCCUCAGCUGGUGAGGUAUACUACAGAUAGAUAUCUGUACCUUGGGUCUCUGGGAUCUACUGUCCUACUGCCAGACACACGUUGCCUAGUGGACAACAAGAAAAGUCGAUUUCCUCAGCUGCUUGAUUGCGAAAAAGUGAAAAACGUUUACCAGAAGUCCUGGCGUUUUGUACAGAAUGGAUCAAUCCUUAAUCUGGAAACUGGCCGUUGUUUGGAGGUGGAGAAUAGCAAAAAAACUGACUUUGGAAUGGAGCUGGUUUUACAACAAUGUUCAGGACAAAAAUGGACAAUUAAAAAUGUCUUAAAGCAAGCAAUCUAGCCAUUGACUGGGAUGAUUCAAAGGAAGCUGGAAUUCUUUGUACUGCAAUAGCCUAGAAACUUUAAAACACUGUUGUUAUAGAUUUUGACAAGUUUCAAGUCUCCAACAUCAUUCGGGUGAUUGACACAAAUCCAAACUGGAUUAUGUCUUCAGGCCAGGAUUUAAAUUUAUUUUUAUUUUUAUUUUGGGAUUUAAGAAAACAAAUACCAUUUUAUUGAAUGUUCUAAUGUUAUCAAAUGAAAAGAAGUCUGUUGAAAAAUAUCUGUGCAAUAAAUUAAAAUGUUAUCUGUGUUUGAAAUUUGUAUAGUACACACUGUAAAGUACCUUGGUUAAGGCUAACCAUUGAUACAUGAGGCUAAAUGAAAUACGCACUGCUAUUCUUUUUUGAUAAUCAUGUAUCAAUAUGUUUCAUUAUAUUGUGGUUCUGUCGCUGAGCUGGGAAUUUGUGUUGCAGACGUUUCGUCCCCUGUCUAGGUGACAUCCUCAGUGCUUGGGAGCC